Cygnus atratus (black swan) is the source of this 1698-nucleotide messenger RNA. RefSeq names its product estrogen receptor 2 (gene ESR2). Gene Ontology annotation, biological process: cellular response to estradiol stimulus; estrogen receptor signaling pathway; regulation of DNA-templated transcription. Bases 31 to 1698 code for a protein of 555 amino acids. Gene Ontology annotation, cellular component: nucleus. The record is from RefSeq and is a predicted model, not a curated record. The transcript has 9 exons. NCBI's taxonomy places the organism in Eukaryota, Metazoa, Chordata, Aves, Anseriformes, Anatidae. Gene Ontology annotation, molecular function: steroid binding; nuclear estrogen receptor activity; sequence-specific DNA binding.
UAUUUAAACAAACUUCAGUCUUGCUUCAAAAUGUCCCUCUGUGCAUCUUCUCACAAGGAUUUUUCUCAGUUGCUGCCACUUCAGGAUAUUGGAUGUAAUAAAACAGAAAUUAAAAACUCGCCCGCUGGUAUCAGCUCUCCAGUUCCCUACAGCUGUAAUCAGUCCACACUGACAGCAGAACAAAGUCCGAUCUAUAUUCCUUCGUCUUACGUGGAAAACAGACAUGAAUAUUCUGCAAUGGCGUUCUGCAGUCCUGCUAUGAUUAAUUACAACAUUACCAGCAACUUUGGUGAUCCAGAGAGUGCAUCUGUGAGGCAAACGUCAAGCCCAAAUGUGUUAUGGUCUGCUCCUGGCCAUCUCUCCCCCCUGACACUGCACUGUCAGUCAUCGCUUCUCUACGCGGAGCAACCCAAGAGCCCGUGGUGUGAAGCAAGACCAGUGGAGCCAGUGCUACCUGUGACCAGAGAGACAUUAAAAAGAAAAACUAAUGGCAAUGACUGUACAAGCCCAAUUGCAAAUAAUCCUGGUUCAAAAAGAGAUGCCCACUUCUGUGCGGUCUGCAGUGACUAUGCUUCAGGAUAUCACUACGGAGUCUGGUCAUGUGAAGGCUGCAAAGCAUUCUUUAAAAGAAGUAUUCAAGGACAUAAUGAUUACAUCUGCCCAGCUACCAAUCAAUGCACAAUAGACAAAAACAGGCGCAAAAGCUGCCAGGCAUGCCGGCUACGGAAAUGCUAUGAAGUGGGAAUGAUGAAAUGCGGCUCAAGAAGAGAACGUUGUGGAUAUCGAAUCCUGCGCCGCCAUCGCAAUUCAGAAGAUCAAGUGCAUUGCAUUAGCAAAACUAAGAAAUACAAUGAGACAGCCACCCGUGUAAAAGAGAUCCUCCUCAGCACAGUCAGUCCAGAGCAGUUCGUUUUAACUCUACUUGAAGCUGAACCUCCCAAUGUGUUGGUGAGUCGUCCCAGCAAACCAUUCACGGAGGCCUCCAUGAUGAUGUCCCUGACAAAACUGGCAGACAAAGAGCUGGUUCACAUGAUUGGCUGGGCCAAAAAAUUCCUGCCUGGCUUCAUUGAUCUCAGCCUCUAUGACCAAGUGAGGCUCUUGGAGAGCUGCUGGAUGGAAGUAUUAAUGGUGGGUUUGAUGUGGAGAUCAAUUGACCAUCCUGGGAAACUAAUUUUUGCACCAGACCUUGUACUAGACAGGGACGAGGGGAAAUGCGUAGAGGGAAUUUUGGAAAUCUUUGAUAUGCUCCUGGCCAUGACCUCGAGGUUCCGAGAGCUGAAACUGCAGCACAAGGAGUAUCUGUGUGUCAAGGCAAUGAUCCUCCUCAAUUCCAGCAUGUUUCCCUUGUCAGCAGAAGAACCUGAAAGCAACAGGAAGCUGCAUCACCUGCUCAAUGUAGUCACAGAUGCUUUGGUGUGGGUUAUUGCAAAGAGUGGAAUCCCCUCCCAGCAGCAGACAACUCGUCUGGCCAAUCUGUUGAUGCUACUCUCUCAUGUCAGACACGCAAGUAACAAGGGGAUGGAGCACCUGCUGAGCAUGAAGUGUAAAAACGUGGUCCCGGUGUAUGACUUGCUGCUGGAGAUGUUGAACGCACACACUCUCCGAGGGCAGAGGAAGUCCCCAGUCACACACCCGGAAUUUGGCCCAUUAGAACAAAUGGAGGCUGUGGACAGUCUGCGCAGCGGGGCGACCCAGUAA